AUGGCGGAAAGUGGCGGCGAGACUCCCGACGCCCAGGAUGUCGCAAUGACAUACCUGGAGCAACUGAGGAUGCUCCACAGCAGCGUGCUCAAUCGGCAGAUGGUUCGCACGGCUGCGGCAGGUGAUGUGGUAGACGCCCUCAAGCAGCUUGCGGAGCUGGUGAUUUGGGGAGAGAAGAAUGAUUUCGAGCCCCUGUUUGACUACUUCUGCGAGGAGAACAUGAUGGAUUUCCUCACCGCGGUGCUGCCGAAUUCCCACUUCAGGCUGGUGCGCAUCCAGCUGCUGCAGACGAUCUCCAUGAUCAUCCACAACGUGGUGAACGAGCGGAUGCUGUGUAAGUGCCCAAACUACCUCCUGUCCAACAACUACCUCAACGCGCUCAUCACCCACCCCAACAUGCACACCGGCGGCGACGUCAGCAGUUGGACCGCUUCGCUGCUGAAGACCCUGAGCGGCAUUCUCAACCAGACCACGAUAAAGUUCUUCUGCCAGGAGGGCAAUGAAACGUUUCCGCUUCUGGACGAGGCCGUGAAGCUGCUCUCCAGCAGCGACAGCAUGAAGCGCGCGCACGCGAUGACGAUCAUGCUCAACAUAUUGCGACUGAACGACCCAUCCGUGACGCGGUACCUGUUGGACAAGUCGCACAUCCUGACGCAAAUGGCCCUGUACCUGAGGUACAGCUGGCGUCGGCUCAACAAGCACGUCAAGAACGCCACGUUCCAAAGCGUCGGCCAGACGGAGUCCAUCCUGCUGACGCAGUGCGACGACGUGUUCCAGUUCCUCAUGGACGUGAUGGACGUCGGUAACGCCGACGUCAACGAGGCGCUUCUUCGACGGCUGUUCAGCACGUGUUUCUUCCCGCUGCUGUGCUCGCUGCUGCGCGGCCGCGACACCGAGGCGUCUCUUUUGGAUGCCGUCGACGUCCCCGAGUUGCCGCAGUGCGGCUUCUUCAGGUCCGCGUACCAGCAGCUGCUGACGCAGAAUGGGCUUUUGGGCGUUUACGCGACCAACAAGAGCGACCUGUUCGCCGGCACCGUGCUUCGCCUCGAGGCGGACGGCGAGGCGGGGGGCACGUCGCCCACCUGCGAAGGCGACACCGCCUCGCAGGGCGGCGAGUCAGCCUCCACGUCCUCGACGCCGCGGUCGAUGGCGGACUUCCAGAACAUGAACAUCCCGGCGAUGCUGCUGGCAAACGAGAUGCUACCGAACGUGGCCUACUACCUUCUGGUUACCCAUUUGGCGUCAGCGAGGAGGGACGAUGUGCGCCGGUACAUUCUGCUGCUGACGAUGUGCCCGUUCAUCCCGAGGAAGGUCCUGGAGCACGUCGCGUUUUUCAACGUGUGCAACAGCAACGGCGAGAAAUCCGCCGAGGCGUCUGCGGAUGACAAGGCCGCCUUGGACGCACAGACGGCGGACGCUAAGGUGGCUGCGGUGUUCAGCUGCAUGAACGCGUGGGAGCGGCACGUCUACGGCCCUCACUCCAUCCAGCUGCAAGACGGCCACGGCCAGAAGGAGCGGAGCACCUCGGGCGACUACGUUCCCAACCUGGUGAUGGGCGAGUUCGUGCGCAUCGGCAUCUGCUGCGUGUCUAGGAACGACAGCCGGCUGUCGAUGCUAAUGGCGCUGAUGCACAGCCUGCAGAACUCGUUCAUGAAGCAGGCGCCCAGCCCCGACAUCGCGGGCGACUUCCCCUUCGAGCAGUUCAUCGCCGUGCCGAGCACUGCCCAGGGUUUGCACGUGGUGGUCCAGGGUAUCAACUCCGUCGCGAAGCACCUCAGCUCGCCGAGCCUGCGCGUCCAGACGUUGAGCGUGGUGCUCUCCGUGGCGCUCAACAGCAUCGACAUAAUCCAGCAGUACAACCCGAGCGAGAUCGCGUCGAUGGUGGACGAGAUCCGUUUCCACCUGGACACCGGGUUCAACGAGCUGGCGCUGCUGAUCGACAGCGAGCUCGAGCACUGCACGUCGCUGCACAUCUCCGUUUUCUACGACGAAUGGCUGCGGCUGGAGGCCGGUGUCACGCGUCGGUUGAACAUUCUGGAGUACCCGCACAUCCUGCUCGACCCUGAGCGCAACGGUUCGGUGAGGCGCAGGCUGCGUCGGAGCGACCGGAGUCUAACGAGGUCCAGCUCGCUGCCCACCAUCGCCUCCAGCGCCAAAGACGGCGCGGAGCCGCAGUCGAAGGAGCACGUGGCUGCGGCGGGAGCUGCUCGGAGCAUCUACCCCGAGGUGCUCAACGAGGUGAUGACCCAUCGCACGCCUAUCAGCUUGUGGCUGUUCGGCGACUGGCAAGACCGCAAGACUACCGCCGACCGCGCGUCGAACCAGCGCAACCAGCAGGAUCUUGUGGCCGAGUCGCGUCUCGUGAAGGCUCAGAAGUACGACACGUGGGAGGUGAUGCGUGAGCCGCUGCAGCUGUUCCGCAGGCACCUGCAAGUCGCGUGCCUCGUGAAGGACACGCUAGAGGAACUGGGCUCGUGCGUCCCGAGUCAGGACGGUACCACGCUUUCGCCCAGGUCGCGGCGAACUGCCGCCUACGACCGUUGCCCUCUGCUCAAGGAGGAGCAGAUCGCAAUAAACGGCACCCCCGUGACGCUGGGCGCGCUGGUCUCGCUGGAGAAGGUCCGCAAGUACCCCUGUGUCAUGGUCCUGGAUUCGGAGCGGAAGCGCCGUUUCGUGGUCUGCAACGACACCUUCUUCCUGCUGGUGCGCGAGAAGCCGCACACAUCCCUCUUCGAGGCGACGUGCAUCCACCCGCUGUGGAACGUCGAGAUCCGUCGGCUGGACGUGUCGUCGCGCACGUGCUCAGUUGUGAUCAUGUGGUACCCCGAGUCGAAGGAGUCGCCCAGGGAGGGCCAAUCGUACUGCGAGCCGAUGCGGUCGUACAGCGUCACCGCCUUCGACAUCGUGUUCAACUGCGAGGAGGACAUUGUGGAGUACGCGCGGAGGUUCAACAUUGCGGUGUCGCAGCUGACGGCAGCAUGCGCAUCUGCGAUUCGCAACUACCUGGUGCCUUCCCACCAGGCCGCCAAUGGAUCUACCGCAUCCAUACACUAG
This is a messenger RNA of Babesia bigemina, 3054 nucleotides long. RefSeq lists its product as hypothetical. Gene Ontology annotation, cellular component: endolysosome membrane; late endosome. The record is from RefSeq and is a predicted model, not a curated record. The transcript has 10 exons. NCBI's taxonomy places the organism in Eukaryota, Apicomplexa, Aconoidasida, Piroplasmida, Babesiidae. Gene Ontology annotation, biological process: endosomal transport; regulation of autophagosome maturation; endosome to lysosome transport. Bases 1 to 3054 code for a protein of 1017 amino acids.